ACUUAAACAAACUGCAUAAAUAGAAAUCCUCCAUGCUCUACUCCCACUUGCCAAAUUUCCUUUGGGACUACGCGAGGUACUGGCAAUGAGGUCGUCACUGUUUCUGGUCGCGACGCAAGCCCUACUGAGCUAUGCUCUCAGCAGCGCCGGACCCCCUGAUACGCUAUUAAUACGUGAUUUUACCGAGAAACGACAAGCCGCGCAAGAUAUCGUCACUUGGGAUGAGCACUCGCUCUUUGUCCACGGCGAAAGAGUCUUGAUCUUUAGCGGGGAGUUCCAUCCAUUCAGACUCCCAGUGCCAUCUUUGUGGAUCGACGUCUUGCAGAAAGUAAAAGCGCUCGGCUUCAACUGCAUCUCCUUCUACAUCGACUGGGCUCUCUUGGAGGGGAAGCCUGGGGAUUUCUCUGCGGAGGGUGUCUUUGACCUGAAGCCGUUCUUUGAUGCAGCCCAAAAGGUCGGGGUUUAUCUCAUUGCUAGGCCUGGCCCUUACAUCAACGCCGAGGUCAGCGGCGGUGGGUUCCCGGGAUGGAUACAACGGGUUCGCGGUCUUCUGAGGAGUGCUGCGCCAGACUUCCUUAAUGCGACGGAUAACUACAUGUCGAAUGUCGGCAAGCUAAUUGCGGAUGCUCAAAUUACUAAUGGUGGUCCGGUGAUUCUACUCCAGCCAGAGAACGAGUAUUCGGGAGCUGGCGACUAUACCCCUUUCCCGGACGGGUCAUACAUGGAAUACGUUCUUCAACAGGCGCGAGAUGCUGGGAUAGUUAUUCCUUUUAUCAACAACGACGCGAGCCCCCUCGGUCAUAACGCUCCAGGAACCGGCGAGGGUGAAGUUGACAUCUAUGGACACGAUGGUUACCCCUUAGGAUUUGACUGCGCGCAUCCCACGGUUUGGCCCGAAGGAAAUUUACCCACAAAUUAUCGAAGCGACCAUCUCGAGCAGAGUCCAACGACACCUUACUCCAUACUUGAAUUUCAAGCCGGCUCAUUUGAUCCCUGGGGAGGUUGGGGUUUCGAGCAGUGCAGUGCGCUCGUAAAUCACGAGUUCCAGCGGGUCUUCUACAAGAAUAACUAUGCGGCGGGUGUGACGAUAUAUAAUCUCUAUAUGAUCUUUGGCGGCACUAAUUGGGGUAACCUCGGACACCCUGGCGGAUACACUUCAUACGACUAUGGAAGUGUCAUCAAGGAGGACCGAACCGUUACGCGAGAAAAGUACUCGGAACUGAAGUUACAGGCGACGUUCCUACAGUCUAGCCCCGGUUAUCUUACGGCGACCCCGGGUGCCAGUUCGAACAACGUCUAUAGUGAUAACCCUGAUAUCACUGUCACGCCGAUACUAGCAAACAGCACAGAUGAUGCUUCGUUCUUCGUAGUCAGACAUACCAACUACUCGAGUUUUGGAUCGACACAAUACAAGGUCAAACUACCAACAUCUCAAGGGACCCUUACGAUUCCUCGAACAAGCCAGUCGCUCAGUCUCAAUGGUCGAGACUCGAAAAUAAUCGUGACCGACUACGAUGUUCAAGGCACUCGACUACUUUACUCCACUGCCGACGUUUUUACGCACCUGAAGCAAGGAAACCAGACGGUUCUUAUCCUUUAUGCUGGAGCCGACGAGCGCAAUGAAUUCACAAUUGAAGCGCCAUUGAGCAGCCAAGUUAACAAGAUCGAAGGCGACCAAUCAUACAGCGUAACGAGUGGCAACUCUAGCUUUUUGACUGUGAAUUGGGCGACUCCUAAGGAGCGAUCUGUCCUUCAUAUCGGCGACAGCCUCUUGGUUUAUCUACUCAAUCGCAACGCGGCAUACAAUUACUGGCUCACUGAUAUCGAGGACACAAACGACAAGGUACUCAUCAAUGGACCCUACCUCGUACGUUCUGCUUCCCUGAAGGACAAUGAGCUACACAUCAAAGCCGACUUCAACACGUCCACCACGGUCGAAAUCGUAGGAACCUCGGGGGUAAAACUUUUCGUCAACGACGUAGAAACUUCGACCGAGUCGUCAGACUUCUCGGUGACUGCUAACGUUUCCGUAAAUAGCCCUUCAUUUACCGUCCCAAACCUGGAAGAUCUCGAAUGGAAGUACAUCGACUCGCUCCCUGAGAUCCAGGAGGGAUACGACGAUUCGCUAUGGACGAAGGCGGACCAUAAGUUUACCGAUAACACUUACCAACCCCUCGUCGCGCCCGUUUCAACCUACUCUUCCGAUUAUGGCUUCCAUACCGGAGUACUUCUGUACCGGGGUCAUUUCAACGCCACGGGUAAUGAAGGGAACUUCUCCCUGUGGACCCAGGGAGGAAGCGGUUUCGCCGUAUCAGUAUGGCUCGACGACCACCUCCUCUCAUCCUUUGGCGGAAACCCAGCAAACGCAAGCUAUCAAGGCAAAUACGACGUCACCGGGGCAGGCCUUGAAGCCGGGACGGAACACGUUCUCACUGUCGUCAUAGAGAAUAUGGGCCUAAGCGAGAACUGGGUCAUCGCCGAUGAAAUGAAGCAGCCUCGUGGAAUUCUAGGGUGGAGACUGGAGACGUCCAAGGCGACCAAUACCCCUAUUAGCUGGAAGCUAACGGGAAACCUUGGUGGUGAAGAUUACCUAGACCGCGUGCGUGGCCCACUGAAUGAAGGCGGGUUGUUCGUCGAGCGCCAAGGAUACCACCUCCCAGGAGCACCGACAGAAUCAUGGGUAUCCCACUCCCCAUUAGAAGGUAUCGACUCGCCGGGCAUUGCCUUCUACACGACCUCUUUUGACCUUAACUUGCCAUCCGAUGAAUGGGACAUCCCGCUGGCGUUCUCGUUUUCCAACGACACUUCCGCAUCCGGCAUCUAUCGGGCUCAACUGUAUGUAAACGGCUGGCAAUACGGCAAGCUAAGUAGCAAUGUCGGUCCUCAGACGGUAUUCCCCGUGCCGGAGGGAAUCCUGAAUUAUAACGGCACGAACUAUAUCGGUAUUUCACUAUGGGCUCUCGAACAAGGUGGUGCGAGGAUCCCUGGGCUCGAGCUUGUGGCUGAGACGCCAGUGUGGACAGGAAGGGAGAAGGUCGAGCUCGUGGAUAGCCCGGGCUGGGCUAAAAGAGAACAUGCAUACUAAUUGGGAAAACCGGCAGAAAGGGGUUGCCAAUGUAUGUACAGGGGAUAACUAAUAACUAUGUGAAUAACCAUGAAGCUUCCAUCGAUUAGAUCGGGCCAUAUUGAACCUCCGGGGUACUAGGUAUUAGUAAUUUGAGCCGAGCUUUUGGCGCAAGUCUUCUCGGUACAGACUCGUUUUCUUUGUCUUUGCUCUUCUUCGAAAGAGUC
This is a messenger RNA of Daldinia vernicosa, 3291 nucleotides long. RefSeq names its product glycoside hydrolase family 35 protein. Gene Ontology annotation, molecular function: beta-galactosidase activity. Gene Ontology annotation, cellular component: vacuole. Gene Ontology annotation, biological process: carbohydrate metabolic process. The coding region runs from base 86 to 3085 and encodes 999 amino acids. The transcript has 5 exons. Lineage: Eukaryota; Fungi; Ascomycota; Sordariomycetes; Xylariales; Hypoxylaceae. The record is from RefSeq and is a predicted model, not a curated record.